GGAAGUGUUAAUGGAAGUGACAGUCAGAUGACAAUGUCUAAGAGAAAGUUACUUAAAGUUAUAGUUUCGUUGUUAAUUAUUGCCAGUGCAAGAUAUUUUCCUCUUGUAAAUUCUAGUGGCGAAGAUAGUAUAGUGGCAGAUUUCUACGAUGAAACAACAAUUAAUCGCAUCGCGUUCGGAAGUUGCAGGUAAAGGGCAAGAACGUAUAAAAUGGCGUCACCGCUUUGCUACUUUUCCCUCAAUAUUUUCGCCUAUUUAGCGAUUCUUCUGUUCAGCGAAGUCAUAUUUGUACUAUACUACAUCGGAAGUGUAUUUAAAAUGGCUAGAAGUAUAAGCAAUUUUCUUGCUACAAUGAAAAAGGUGUACAUGAUGAGCGUCAGAAAUCUACACUAGGGAAGUGUCUUCAUCAUGUAUUCAACUCGGGCAAUAAUACAUUGAUUCUUUUAUACCUCAGGAACGUAUUUGUGCGUGUGUGUUUUUUUAAUCUUUCUAAUUGCAUUAUUAUUGUAUGCUGUACAUUUCAGUUUCCCCAAGAAGCCUCAACCACUUUGGAAACAUAUAUCGAGUCAACAACCAGAUGUAUGGGUUUGGCUUGGAGACGGUAUGUAGGACUUCAAAACAAUUAUUUGAAAAUAAUAAUAAUAAUAAUAAUAAUAAUAAUAAUAAUAAUAAUAAUAAUAAUAGUAAUAACAAGUCUAAUCCACUCCAUGUAAAUGCACAGCACAAGUCAAAUCACUCCAUCACUGCAAAAAAAAUAAUAACUCAGAACUUGGAACAUAUAUAUAUUUUUGUAAUAUUCAUCAAUGAUUAAUGAUCUGGGACAAUUUUAAAUGAUUAUUAUCCUCAAACACACACCACCUUUGGGGAAGGCUGCUUUGAAAUACUUUAAAACGUUAACUCCCAAGAUCGGAUUUUAACUCUCCUCUUUAAUAAUGAGAAUUUUGUGUUAGAUCAAGAUGACAACUUCUACCUGAUAAGUUUGAGUAUUCCUAUAGUCUGUUUGCUGAAAAAUGUAUGCAUAUUAUAGGGAGAAGUUAAAUGUUGGUCACUUCUGGGAGUUUAAGGGUUAAAAUGUAAAAAAGAGGAUUCAGCAACUUUCACUUCAAUUCAAUAUUCACAAGGUGAAUAACACAUUUAGAGAACAUAAUUUAACAUACCUUUUUAGAUAUUUAAAUUAUAGAUAGUGAAAAAUGAGAUCAUGUUACAUAAUGUACAUUACAAGCAAUUUGCUAGAAUCAUAUUGAAGCUUCUUCAAUUUGAAAUUAAUUAAAUUAAUAUUUAAUUGUGUUUGUUUUUGUAGCUGUGUAUGCUGAUACCAAAGUAGCACCACUUCUGUGGACUCCGUCUCCUCUCAGUGAAAUGGUGGAAAAAUUUAAUUACUUAAAGUUCUCGUCAGAAUAUCAGGUGUGACACAUGCAUUUUUGUCUUCUUGAUAUGUGUAGUUGGAUAUUGUAUUGCUGUUGUUUCUAGUGAACAACAUAUGUAGCCAAAAGCUGUCAUGAUCAAUAGUAUGCUUAUAGUAUCUAGAAUUUAAACACCCUUUGACCUUUAACACUUUCACUCCCACAAGUGACCAAGACAGAAUUUCUCCUUACAAUAUCUAUACAAUAUCAAGCAGGUAGGUGAUGAGAAUAGAGAAGAAUAUCAAUUAUGGGAUUAUUAGUUGAUCUAAUACCAAAUUCUCUGCACUAACGUCACAAGAAUCAUAUGGCAGAUAGUAAGGAGAAUUACUAAUUAGAUCUUGGGAGUGAAAGGGUUAAAAGUGACUAGCAUCUAGGUUCUCCUUACAAUAUCUCUCCUGAGUUCCACAUUCAUCACCAAACAAAGAAGCUGUUGAUUGUUAAACAAAUUCUCUUUGUCAGCACCUUAGGAAAUGUAUAAAGAACAACACGGAAAAUAUGCAUAUUGAUAAUAGGAUGUAAGGGGUUAAUGUUGUUUAUUGAUAAAUAACUUUAUAGGAAUUCCUUAGAAGUGGUAUUAAGGUUUUGGGUGUGUGGGAUGACCAUGACUAUGGAAUGAACAAUGGAGGAAAGGUUGGUUAUUUAUCAUUACAUUUUAUUUGCAUGUUUGGUUUUUAAAACAGAUAUACAUGUAUAAAAGGAAUGAGGAAAUGGUAAUACUCCCAGUCAAUGAAUGCUUUGAAAAGCAGAAUAAAAUGGCAGUAUGGUUCAACUUAACCUUUUACACAGAGGAGUGUCUGGCAAGCAAAGAAAUUGUUAAUGAAUUAAUUAUGAUUUAUCUUUUCAGCAUUACAAAGAUCGUCUUCAAGCACAAGGUGUUUAUUUAGAUUUUCUAGAUGAGCCUGCUGAAAGCAUACGACGCAGGCGAGAAGGCACUUAUGUAUCAUACAGCUUUGGUACUGGAGAUAAGAGCAUCAAGGUUAGAAUAACCUUCUUAUGGUACCCAUUAAAGCCAUUUUUAACAGAGUGACAUGUCUUUGUUUAGAAAUUUGAUUACAAACUGUUUCAUUAACAAUUAGAAGUGAGUUUGAUGCCAGGGUGCAACUCAGCAGCAGUAAUGCAUGUUGAUAAUAAAAUGAUAAAAUUUUUUUUUCUUGAAAAUAAAGAUAACCUUUAACAUGAAAAAAGCUUAAAUCUCUACAGAAAAUUGGGAAUGCAAUCUGAUUGCAACUCAAAGUUCUAAAAUCGGACAAAGUCCAGUUUUUCAUUUGGGGGAGAUAGCUCUUACACUUUCUUUAAAAGGUUGAUUACCAUAAAAGGGAGUUUGUCCACCUUUUUGUAAAAUCUUGAAAUUUAAAUGAGCCAAGUUUAACUCUUUGAACUUUAUUUUUUAUGUGAAUUAACGAAUAAAUUGAUAAUGGGAAUAAAUUAAAUAUGAAUAAAUUACAAAAGAAAAAGCAAAAUCUCCUUUUUCAUGCUCUGAAACUCUGCCAUCAAAUUAAACCCAAGUUCAAACAUGUUGUCCACUGUGAGGGGAUAGAGGUUAAGUUUUUGAGGUGCACAUCCUGACAGGCUGUGUAUUUCUUUUGGUCCUUGAGGACUGAAAAAUACAUGUACAAUUUAUAUGCAAUUUAUUUGUUUUUAGCUUAUUCUUCUUGACACUCGUUCACAUCUUAAAUGGGGCCCAGAGUGUGAUAUUUUAGGAGCAGAGCAGUGGUCAUGGCUGGAGACCCAACUUAGUGAUCCAAACCCAGCUGGACUUACUAUCAUUGGCAGUGGAAUACAGGUGAAAAAAACUGCUGAAUUUCUGAUAUUUAUUUCUUAGUUAAUUAAAUGAUUAUUUAAUAUUACCAAAGCCACCAUCAUUUACUCAAAGUCACUACAAAUUUUUUGUUUACAAAGCAGCAGAAAGGACACAAGGUUUUGUCCUUAUUUGUCCCACCUUGCACCAAAAAGAACAACAACAAAAGCAAAGUUACCAGGACCAUAUUUUAUGUCAAAUUUCCAGAGUAGCUAAGAACAUAUAGCUAAUUUAUGGUAGAGAAAAAUAUGGUAUUUAAAAAUCCCAACUGGAAGGAGACAGAUCAGUUGGCUAUAUAUAAAAAGUGCAGUCAAGGAGUUGCACUGGGGGCAACUGAGGACAAAUGCAGUGAGAAUCAGGAUGGAAGGCUUGAACUCAGGACGACCAGAUUACUAGCCCAGCGCCCUAACUCACUGACUGCCACACUGCCUCCAUUGCCCUCAAUGAUUUUUCAUGUAACUCUCUUGUACAGGUUAUUUCUGACGUUCCUUAUACAGACAGAUGGACCGGUUGCCCGUCAAGCUAUGAUCGUUUGAUUUGGCUUGUACAAAGGAAUCCAAGGGUAGGAAUCUUUAGCUUGAAAAAAAAAAAGUUUUCGUAAGUGUUCAGGGACUUCUUUAUCAAUGAGGGACAGUGUUUAUACAGUGAUGUACUGCAGUUGGUUCACAACACGAGUGAAACAACAUGAAACACAUGUGGCCAUUGAAGUUCAUUAUGAAAUAACUGCGAACGCUACUGCCCGCUUGUUUUAAGAGUUUUGCGGCUCGAGUUGAACUUGGUGUGGGCCAUGAUUUCUGUGCCGAAGUUGUAUUUGUCCAAUGCAGCAGUGAAUAUAUCUGAGCAGUGACAAAGAGAGCUCAUUCAUUUAGCGCUCAGCUUCAGCUCAUUACAGGAUUCUAAAGCACAACAGAAAUGGUGGCAAACAAUUACAGUGUAUGCAAAAGUUUCUCUAUAAUAAGCGGCAAUUUUCAACAAUCCUCAAUCCUUAAAUAGCUUGACGUAGAUCACUAUCUUUUGUAGACCAUACCAUUUUUUCUUUCUUGAGGUAUUUUCCUCUUGUGUUUUAUUAAUUUAUCUUGGAAUCUCAGUCUUCUGAUCCUCGUUCUUAUUGCAGGUGAUUCUCAUUAGUGGAGAUGUCCACUUUGGAGAAUUUUCUUGUCUCAAUAGCACAAGCACGGGUAAGAUAAAAAGUCUGCUUUCAAUCCGUUUUUCCAACGAAAAGCCAACUGUUUCGCAAGAACGAUAACUGUAUCUUUCUAAUUCGUGAAAACAAAGUAAUAUCCUUGUUAAGGUUACUUGUUGCCAUCAGAUGUCAGGUGCUCCGAACAUUUUUCAAAAAAGCAAGCGAUGAAAAGGAACUGUGACUCUAUUAAUUUGAUGAUUCAGCAUAGUACAUUCAUAGUUUCUUAUAUUCUCCUGGUUAAAAGGUGAAAACUGCUUACAAUUAGAGGUUUUUUAUACACUUUCAGCAUCUGGAGCUUUUUAAUGAAUAGACAUAAGUUCAAAGAAAAUUUUGAUCAUUUUAAAAUAAACACCCUUCAUAAGACAUAUCUCUAUCUGAUCAUUGCAUUUUUCCCUUUCAGGCUAUCCUCUCUAUGAGGUUACUUCCAGCGGACUCACAGCCACUUGUGUAUCUUGGAUGUCGAAAGCCACGUGCCGCUGGCUUUUAGAGUGAGUAUAUUAGGCAACUUUUUAUUUUUCCGACCCUUACGUCAGCAUCUCCAAUUAACAUAAAAUUCCCGCCGGUUUUAAGCGAAUAAAUUUGUAAAUGAAAAUUAUAUUCCUGCUUUAGACCCAUCUAAACGUUGAAAUCGCUGAAAAGGGUAUUUUGAAUUCCCCCUCUCUUUGUCUGACUUAUUGCACUUAAUAGGCUCUAAAUAUGGAUGGAAUAAUCAGGAGAAGUCGAGAAUCAACAGAACUUGUUUCGUGUGACACUUCCUCGCAAUCCUAAAAACACUGGGAUUUUGCGGUCUUUAUAAUCCUCCUAUGAGCCCUUGAUGACCUCAUGCUUUAAACCAAAGAAACCCCGCUGUUUGUUGGUUUUACUAACAAGCAAGAAUUGGAGAAUUUUGCAAUUGUAAUACGCGACUGCCAAGAUGAGUUAAUAAUCGUCGAAUUCUUGAAAUAGAGAGUUGAUCAUCAUGCGCCAGUUCAAAGACUCGUUGAAGGUUGAACAAGGGAACAUUUGUACCGACUGAUAUCAGAAAGUACAAUGAAGUCCUUUUCUUGUCGAGAUUUGAUACCAGACGAUGUCUCAUGUGUUCGGGGAGUCACGAAAUACAAAUUUGUUUCAAGACAAACGUUCAUUGUUUGAAUCUCGAUACAGCUAUUUCAAAAAAGACCCAAGUUUAUACUGCUUAUUUCUAUCUCAAAGAGCUAACUAAAGCUUGUAACCUGUUCAAGUGACGGUUAAUUUUUAUGAUUUAGGCUCUUAACGGUCUUAUUUAGUACCUGCCACGAACAAUUUGUAUCUUCAUUUUUCAUUAAUUCCUCAUGGUGGCGUUGGUGGUAUAGUGGUGAGCAUAGCUGCCUUCCAAGCAGUUGACCCGGGUUCGAUUCCCGGCCAACGCAAAUGUUAUUUUUCUUUUCUUGCAUUACCGUUUUCCUAACUUUAUCCUUUUCUUUGUGUGUAACACGGAAUGACCGGGAUGGGUAAUUAAGUUUCCCCAAAAGAGUAAUUCUCGGCCCAGAAAAUAUAUUACACAUGGAAAUGCGGUGUUGAAAUAGAGGAUUUCCUAUUGAUAUAGAUUUUGGGCGGAUCUAGUUGAAUAAAACUGGAUAAGCUAACGUAAGACAUUUUAAUGUCUAACCAAAUUAGAGUAAAACAUAAUGAACAUAUCUCAUGAACGGAAAAUUUUCAUGUCAAUACCAUCUGUCAUUAAGCUUUUUUUAAAAAAAUUACCUGUAUGUUUAAGAUUCUCGCUCCCCACUUUUCAAGACAAAAUAAUAAAAGUCGUGAACACUUAAUUUAUUCGUUGCUAAUACGGUUUCGGAACUUUUUCCUAAGCAAAUUGUGGCGUUUUAAAGAUCAUCCCAUCUGCAGGUUGUUUGUAGUUUCGGCUACAAAGCUGUCUUUUCCCUUUUUCUCUUUUGGUUGAAAAUACAGUUAUAGUUAGGGUGGGUUGCAUGUAACGUUUGAGUACUCAGUUUAAAAUUUAUGUUUUGAACAAAGGUAAAAAUUUCUUCCAGGUACGUGGCUUGAAAAUGAAAUAGAAUUUACUUUACAAUAGUGUAAAACUAUACUUUAGUUUCUGUCGCGAGCUUGCGAAGUCAGUGAGGUUAAUUCAAGUCCAGUUUUGUUUGUCUGUAGAAUAAUUUCGUUAUUUUUAUUCCUUUUUUUCCUAUAGGAACGUUUUAACAUCCUCUAAACGUACCCAUCCGUUUAUAACUGAACUAAAUUACGGUUUAAUAACCGUCCACUGGAACGAUCAACCAGUAAGUAAUGUGUGGUGCUGUGAUUCAGUGACAGUCCUUUACGAGUUUUAUUGAGCCUAAAACAGCUGUAGCCCUAAGCAAACGAAAAAAAUCAUAAAUGGUGCCUUCAUGAUGACAUUUACUAUUAUGGAUAACUCUUGUUGCCUAAGAAAUUUGAACAGUAUUCCAUUUUUCAUAACAAACUACUGACUGAAUCCUCGAGUGUAUUGUGGCCUGACUUUCAUCUCUAUACAAUGGAACCAAUACUAUCACAACCGUGAGCAAUACAUUCAAACUAUGAUAUGGAAUAGUUUUUUGUUGAUUUAUAAUUACAUUCGUUAUUUUUGCUGCGGAAGAAAUUUAGAUAACAGUGUUUGUGAUCUUGCUUACGUAGACAGGGAAGGAGAGAAACAAAAUUGUUUUUUCGUGGCCCCGUUUAGUCCGUACCAGCAGAAGGUCUCGAACGAUGACUGGUUAACAGCAGAACCCGCAAAACGUUUUCUCUCGUCUUUUUCAGAUCUCUGUUACAGUAGAAGUACGUGGAGAAACUGGAAGCUAUCUCAAGCAAACUGUAUCUUUAGGUCAUUUAGAGAGGGUAGGCACUGAUUUACAUGCUUCAAUUAGUUUACUGUCUGAUGAUAUCCUUGGUUAUUUGUUGGUCUAGCUUUUUUUCGUUAUUUACAUCUUUUUAUUGAUUCAUUCAUUCAUUCACCAGCUAUUUAUUCUUCUUCGUUUUUAACUAUGGGCUUCGUGUUCAUAGCUGCAAAAGGAGAGCGAGGCGAUGAUCGAAGUCACGGCAGUUCUUAGCAACAUCAUCAUCCCUAACGAGCAAUUGAACUUCAAACCUUCGAAUUUUCGCUGAAAUCUGUCAUUAUGCGACGGCGGAGCUCAAAGUUUACCAUCUCUCCUUUCUUCUGUUUAUUGUUAAAAUUCAUGCAACUUUGAAAGGGAGGUUAUUUUUCUUCUUCUUCCUAUUACAGGUGAGAGAUGCUAGCCACUGUCCACAGAAAUUAGAAGACCCUCCAGUUAUCAAGAAAAAUUUAUUUUACGCAAUAGCCAUUUGUAUACUCACGAUUAUCUUUGCGGGACUCUCAAGGUAUCGUUUUUGAGACUUAUGCAGUGCAGUUGUGAAUGACUCUCUUUAAUGAUGUAGGUAACUGCUACACAUAGUAAUGAUAAAAAGUAGUGGUGAAAGCCACUUUUUCGGAACCUUCAGUCUUAAGGGGUUCAUCUAAGGUCUCUCGAGAGGAGUCACCUUGCCGGGGGAUGAAAAGGUUAGAGAUCGUGACAACAAGGGUAAGGAGGGUUGAAAAAUCAGGGAGAAUCUAACUCUGGCUGUCAAGGGAGACUCUAACCUAAUGUUUCGCGCGCCAGAAUACUGGUUUAAAGGUCUGAGUCUGAGCCUUGGCAAGAUCACUGUGUUGUGUUAAUCAGGAGUUAGGAAGCUUUCUUCACCCGGGAGAAUAAAUGAAUACCACCGGGCCAACUAUCAAGAAAACGUGACGAACCUUUAGAAGCGGGGAGGGGAGGGGAGGGGGGAGUUUGCGAUGGGUUCGCGUCUCAUCCUUGGGCUUGCAGAACUGCUAGUCACUUCAUGCUACAGAAACCGGAAUGUGAGCCGGCAAUUAGUUAGGAUCGAGAACAGACCUCAAGGCCUCUUAGCUUUGCGUUGGAUAUUGAGGGAUACGAGAGAUAAAUGGAGCGAUACCCAAUCGAAAGUGCGAACGGCAACGAAAAUUCUCAAAAGUAACUGCUAAAGUUGGAGAUAGGUCCCGUGUUGGCAUAAACUGGCCAAUAAUUCACAAGAGUUUAUGAAUGUGCUGAACGUCUCUACCCAACUUUCGAGUAGUUUCCACACUUAGCUGGCAAGUGCCAAAUCAGAUCUAGAGCCAUAGUCAUUCUUCUCGUUAAUGGCGAAACUCUCAAUAGAGUUCUCUUUAGCUCGGGCUAGAGCCACGAAGCGCGAAAUCCAAAGGCCUGAAGCUCGAUUCUUCAAGGGGAAUCAAACAUUUUUUUGUCUCCCACCUGUGACAACCAAGUACGUAAUAUACUUUUUUACCAUUAUUCUUUCAGGCUCGUUAUCUUCAUUCUCAAAAUACUUUUAACCAAGAUUGUGCUUCCACUGCUUGGAGUAACCCUUCAGGCUCCCUCUAGCUCUGGUUCCAGCUUGCAACACAUCAAGCACAAAAACAACAAAAUCCUCAAAGCGGAAUAACUGACUUGUGUGUAAAUACGACAAGGCAGGAGAGGAAAGAAAUGUGAUAAUGCAAGAGACUGCUCACAAAAUUUGAAAUUUAACUGUUUAUGUCGAUAUAUUUUAAUAAUUUAAUUGUUCCAAUUUGUAAUUUGAGUAUUUUUUUUAUACAUUUUGAAUCUCAAUUCUUUGUAUUUAAAACGUUUCAAAUUGUGUUUUAUCGACGGGGAAUUAGAGGUCAAUUAUAUUUAUUGAUUGGUUUUCAAGUGGAGAGAGCUACGCUCUUUAAAAUUGAAUUUCUUCUCAGCAUUUAUCAAUUCAAUUCCCAUUUUUCUAAAUUGUUUUGAAGUUUAGAAAUUCUACAUUUAAAUAUUUAUAUCAAUCGAAUAAUCAAAAUUCUUCUUCGUCUUCAUGGCUCGUUGCCUGCACGUGGCACAAAGACAAACAGAGCACACCCUUUUGAACCGUUUAACUUCUCAGAAAUGAUUGGUAGCCGUCCUUUUUAGGCGUUAAAUAUCUACCUGUAUAUUAGUUCAGGGAAAGUUGUUUUGCAUGAAGAAAACAUCCUUUUGCUCUUAAGUUUAGCUUUCCACAUCACUCAUUUACGUGAGGGGUUUUUCUUGAUGUGCAGGAAAUUGGAAAGAAAAGUGAGGUUCUGUGUCGUCGCAAGGUGCCUCUUCUUGGUCGGCGUGCAUGGAGUUGUGGGAUUUCCUCGUGCUCCUUAGUUACUGUGCGGUGGAAGUCAAGUGCAGCUCUACCAGUUGCUUUGUCGGUUUAGCGGGUUAAAACGCUCUGAUUAAUUUGUUUUGGAAGUCAACCAAGUCUACCCAUGCCAACGUAAACUUUCAGAGAGUUUGAUAUUUCCUGAUUCAACAAAGGAUUUUCACACAGAAAUGAUGAACUUUUUAUAAGCAGUACAUGCAAAAUAUUUCAACCAGGUGAAACACUUUACCAUUAUUUCGUAAUUUUUAAGGUGGACUUCUCAACGGCUCUCAGGAUGAGCGAGUGAUUGAGAGUAGUCGCGUUUUUAUUUCUUUUUUUUCUCUUCUUUAACAUAUGCAAUUUCGUCCCGACAAGAAACGUUAUUCGUAAUUGUUUCAACAACUAACCAAAUUUUCUUUAGUCUGUUAGAGACAGUCAUGUCGAUUGAGACAGAUAAGGGAAAGAGCUGUUCAAAUACUAUCUAAAUAGACGGAAUCCACAAGUUUUUCUGGCUACUUUAGGAGUUCCAUUAAACCUAAAAUAAAUUUUUGUUGGUUAUAAAUCUGUCUCGGUUAAUGUCUGGUUAUUC
Pocillopora meandrina is the source of this 10100-nucleotide messenger RNA. NCBI's taxonomy places the organism in Eukaryota, Metazoa, Cnidaria, Anthozoa, Scleractinia, Pocilloporidae. The record is from the annotation of a GenBank genome assembly.